UGCCAAUCAUUUGGCAUUUGAGCCAAACAACUUGCCGCCGUCGCACAAAGUACAAAAUUCUGUAAAUCCACUUCUAAUUAAUAUAAACAUGAGACUCUUACUCUGGGCGUGUGCGCUGUGUUUGGUUUGCAACAACACCAGUGGCAUGUUCGGCGCUUCUAAUGAUGACUUUAUCGGCGAUGCAAUAAGCGGUCUUAACGAUUACUUUGUCGAAGAUGCAGCAACAUCAACAUCGAAGCCUAACAAACCCGUUGCAACAGCGGAGACUACGACGGCGACUCCUGGAAUAUUCGAUGAAAUGGAAACGUCUCUGGAGCAUGCAACUGAUAAGCUCGACGGUCUAUGGCAACGGUUCAGAAAGGAACUUCGUAGAAUGAUGGGUAGCAUCAGUGGCAGCAAUGACGCUGACGGACAAAGUGCAACAACAAAAGUAACAGCGACUGGCAACUUACAGUCACAAAAGCCGAUUGUAAAUGAGAUGUUGGCCAAAACAAGUUCGACAACGGCAAUGCCAACAACAAUGAUAACAUCCACAACUACAACUCUGCCAGCGAUUGAGUUAGAAAUAACCUCGACAACGCCGCUUCCAUAAUGACUUCUGAAAAUAAACCUAAAUAACCUCAACACCCAACAAAAGAUCAGCUUUCAUUAACAUUCAAAUAACUCAAAAGAUAACACACUCGUAUUUACAAUUAAAAAUGUAAACAAAAGUAUAUUUCACAUUUGGCUGCACAGCUGGCUCAAUUAUUUGAACAGCUGUUGGUUAUUCAACAUCCCAAAAUAAUUUAACAACGCUGCUGCGAUAAAGAAAACACCCGAUCAUUCUCGAAAGUCAUGUUGAGGUGUUGUUUUUAUAUGCCUAUGUUAUUGCUAAUAAUAAACGCAUUUUCUGUUCAGCCAGCACCAUUGCUCAUAGCUGUA
Messenger RNA from Drosophila grimshawi, 921 nucleotides. RefSeq lists its product as uncharacterized. Bases 89 to 592 code for a protein of 167 amino acids. Lineage: Eukaryota; Metazoa; Arthropoda; Insecta; Diptera; Drosophilidae. The record is from RefSeq and is a predicted model, not a curated record. The transcript has 3 exons.